Molecule: messenger RNA, 4554 nt
Organism: Bemisia tabaci
Lineage: Eukaryota; Metazoa; Arthropoda; Insecta; Hemiptera; Aleyrodidae
Gene: simj
Product: transcriptional repressor p66-beta simjang
Biological process (GO): negative regulation of transcription by RNA polymerase II
Cellular component (GO): NuRD complex
Source: RefSeq, a predicted model, not a curated record
CCGGCGCCGGAUGCGCUGUUUCCGCCGAACGCGGCAGCACACGACUUGAAUGGGAGCGAGAUGAAAAACAACACAAGGCCACGCCAUAUUGAAUGAGUGGAGCGGAGGAGUCAGUGGAUUCGGUUGUGAAUUUUUGGCGUGAGUCCGUAAUUUCGUGAUAACUUCCGAUCCCGCAGCUCGCGGAUAGUAAAUAUUGGAUCCUCGCUGUGUUGUGUUAGUUUCGCCGGUUCGUUUCAUUUCCCGGGGACGCGAGAUUCCAGCCGCGAACCGCUAAUGAAGAUCGUUUUAAAUGUGUAAUUCACACCAUGUCAGUGCGGGGUAUAUAAAAUCGAUUUGUCAGUCAAGUUAACCAAAUCUCUGAACGUCCUUGAUUGACCUAUCCAGGUUAACUGAAUCCGAAAUGGAAGUGGACGAUGACUCUGUUGUUGAUCUGAGUGUUUCCAGUACUCGAAGAGCACCUCCAAUUGGUGGUGUUGAUUGGCCUGCUCGGAAUGAAGCGCACUCAGCCCGACGAAGUCUCCGUCCAAGAACGGAAGUGCCAAGCUAUGCAGAAGCUCCUGAUGUAGUCGUUGUAUCUGAUGACGAGCCUCGUGUAAAUGGAUAUGCAAAUGGAGUUGAUGAUUCUGAAGGGAGUGAUGCUGAAAUGCCACCCCUUCCACCAAUUAAAGAGCUGACUCCGGCUGAACUGAAAGAAAGAGAAGAUAGAGAACGAUUCGUCCGGAAACUUCGGGACGAACUUCGCAAUGAAGAGAUGACGCUUGUCCUUCUCAAAAAACUGAGGCAGUCGCAGCAGAUGAAAGAAAAUAUAGCUGUCGCACCAACAACAAAUGCACAAACUCCUGUGUUACCUCCUAACAUCAAGUUGCCAGCCUCAUCCUCUUUGCAGAUUACGGCCACUCAGCCAACGCCACCUCCUCAGGCACGGCCCAGCCAUCAGACGAGCAAGACGUCAACUCCAGUUCCACCACUCAUUAGAGGGCAACCUCCAAUGCGUAAUGGGCAGGCAAACAUUGUUCCUGCUGCUCAUCUAGGUAGUAAUCGAAGCUCUGCUCCUGGCAUGCCCCCUAACAUGCACGUUACACCCCAAAAUAUUCAAAAAGCCAAUGUUCGUGGCCCGUCUCAGAAUGUUGGAAUGAAUUUCUCCAAUAGCAGUCCAGGGGAUCGCUUGAAAGAACAGCAUCAUGGACCUAGUCCUCAACAGCUUGCCCCAACUUUGGAAAAUAAAAUGGCCACUGUGGGUCCCAGUUUACCGCAUGUCCAGGAACAACAGGAACGUCCUCGUGUUGAAGAUACGCAGACUCCUGCUCAAAGACAGGCAGCUGCCAAACUAGCUUUAAGAAAGCAGUUGGAGAAAACUCUCCUCCAGAUUCCUCCACCGAAACCUCCUCCACCGGAAAUGCACUUCAUCCCAAAUCCCUCCAAUACGGAAUUCAUCUAUCUGUUGGGUUUGGAAUAUAUAGUAGAUUACAUAACCAAAAGUCACGAGAAGACCCCUCCCACGCCUCCAGAACCUUUCCGGUGCUCUCAGUGUUCAACUAGUUUUACUCCUGUUUGGAAGUGGGAGAAAAGUACUGUAAAAGGCAAAGAUCCUAAAGUCAUUUGUGAGCAGUGCGUGACUACCAAUGUCAAGAAAGCUUUGAAAGCUGAACACACGAAUCGCUUGAAAACGGCUUUCGUCAAGGCGUUGCAACAGGAGCAGGAGAUCGAGCAACGGCUCGCUCAGAGCUCUCCGCAACCUCCUGAUCCGCCUCCAUCCGUUCCUGCUCCCGCACCAACUCCCACGCCCAAAGCAUCAACCCCCAAUCAUAAUCAUAACCACAACCACAGUCAUAGCCACAACCACAACCAUAAUCGCGAACACCACCCUCCCCCUCCACCACCACCACAAAGGCGGAACCCUACCCCACCCACGCCAUCCCCUGUCCCGUCUCCCUCUCCUCGUGAACAUCCCCUGGCCAAACUGGCUGCUGAAACAAAUAAAUUCAAUCCGCAUCAUGCCGCUGCUGCCCUGCAUCAGCAACUGCUUCGCGGAUUACCUCCGCACCAGGCUCCGCUCCCUGCUCACAUGUUGCCAUUCUCCCACCUGUUGUACCCGUACCAACUUGCGAUGGCACAGGCUAGUGGAAAGGGAUCCAUUGCAGCGUUGUCCCCUGCGAAUCUGGCUGAGCUUCAUAGGCAAGCAGCAGACCUGCAGCGGCAGUAUUUACUAGAUCUUAUUCCUAACCCGAGUUCUUCGCGAUCCCAUGGGCAAUCCCAUUUGAACAAUUGGAAAACGUGAUAACCUUACCCGUGUAUUCUGGGCAUUUAUUUGACAAUUGAAAUCUAAUUCCUUGUUUGUUUGUUUCCUCCAUCCAUGUAGUAAUGUCUUAUCCAAGCUGCUCAUUUUUUCUCUAGAACGCCAGCUCUGCAAGCUGAAGGUGUUAUCUUUGCUUUGACGAGCAAUAUCUGCUUCUCUUUUGUCCUUUUACAAUUGACAUCUGCAUUUUUUGGCUUUAUUUAUUGAAAUUUUUAAUAUGAAUAUAAAUGUUGAAGAAACAAUUAUGAGAAUUUCUUGUAGUAAGUAAGCUACCUCUAUUUCAGUGUUCUGCCUUCCUCCUAAAAUUCUCGAGCCCUCUUUGGGGGAAACCCCAAUCCUAGGAGCGUAAUUAACUUUUACUUUAACUUCACGCAUUCGCAUGAAAUUUUUCUGCUGGGCUGAAAAAUUGAUAAGGUGUGUCCACUUUUUUAGGAGCCACAAUUACCCAGCCUCCCAAUUUUUAGGCGCAUGGAGCUUGAGAAAGGCAGAACACUGCUCUAUUUAAGGGAAUGUUGUCUCUUAUUACUAAGCAACCGGUUAAAUGUGAGGUCUAUAAGUUAAGAAUUUCGCCUAAGUUAUAGAAGAGAAAAAGAAGAAUUUGAGCUGUGGAAAAAGAGAGUCCAGAUUUAACUGGGAAUCUCUUCAUUUUAAUUCAUGCAAUAAAAACCUAGAAUUAAGUAGACUAAUCAGCGAGUUUCUGAAAAUUUGGUUGAUUUUUUUUUGUUUUGUACAUUGUUAUUGAGCAAUUGUAAAUGAUGUAUGAAAAAUCAUCUCGACGCAUUGAUUAGUCCCUUGUAAUAAAUGUAAUGUCUGUGAUUCCAAAUCGAAGAGGUAAUCCAUUGAUUACUUAGAUGAAUAUUUGUAAGCCGCAAGUAUUUAGAGAAACUUCUUGGGCUCUUUUGGUAUUGAUAUAUUUUUGACAGUAACGUGUAUUCUUCGUUGUUUCCUAUUGCUUUUUAUAUGAAUGUAUAGAUUUUACAUUGUUUUUAUUAUGAUUAUUUUUUACAAUCUGUUGUUUUUUACCGCUCCUAUGUAAGAAUUCGGCGCAUUGUAAACGAUUCUCCUUCCUUGACCUGCGGCAUAAUUGUUAGCGGUCACUUCGUUUAUUCAAUCUGUCAUAUUUUUUGUCAGCACCCUAUCUAUCUUUCAUUAAGCCACCAUAAUAUUAGAAAGUCUGGCUCUUUAUCAAUGGCACGAAUCAAGUGUCUUUCCAUCACUGCAAAGUAGCAAAAUGGACUAUCAUUGAAUCCUAAAAAAAUUAAUGUAUCUUGGUUUACUUCUUUCAAGCGUAACUAAAAGAUGGUGUUGGCUAAACCAUCUAUGUAAGUUCAAAUGAAGUUCGCUGUAAGGUAUUUUCAGCAUUUUCCUCUAUGAACAACAUUCUGAAUGUUUUAGCAAUCUCUGUGUUACUAGAAUGAAGCCUGUUAAAUGUUGAGUAACAGUGAAAAUUAGUAAAUGCAUCUGUUUAGGAUAGAAAUCAAGAAAACCAGUGAUCUAAUUGUAAAAAUAUUCCGCCUGCAUUUCCCUCAUUUGCUGGUUAUCUUUAUCUUUGCGCCUCCCGUUGUUUACAUGUUUACCCCGCACAUUGAUAUAAAAUGCUCUCAAUAUGUACUAUUAAUUUUUUACAAUUAUCCAGGCAAAGUGUAACAUGCGUAACAUUACAUAAAGACAAACAUCUGGAACUUGAAUUAGAUAAGUUUUCAGAUUAACUGUGUACUCAUAGUUCCUGUCAUCUCCCCAUUAUCAUGACUUAGUUGUGUAGUUCAUGACCAGUAUUUCUAUAUCAGUGUUAAAUCAUUUGAUAGAAGUAAGUGCAAAAUCAAAUGCUGAAUUUAAUCCAAACAAAAUCACUUUCCAAUUAAGUAUGUGGAAUUUUCAGUUAUAGCACAAUUAAAUUACUUCAACAGCUAGAAUCAAAGAUCGUCGCAUGAUGGAAAAAUUGUAUUAUCGCAAUGCAAGUGUUAAAUACUAAUUAUCUCUAGUUCUACCUGCAGUUCAUUAGACACUGUUUUCCUAUCCAUUGUGGUUGAUGUAGUGUGAUAAAUUCUCACUGACAUUGUCCGUUUGUGUAUAACGUCAUCUAACUUGGCACCCUUCGGAGUCUGUCAAUUCUUGUCCCCUGUCUUCAAAUAGUUUUUAGAAUAUACGUUACUUUGGUCUUUUUCGAUAGCACAAUUUUACUGUAGUACAUAAUUGUUCAUAUUUUUAAAGCUGUCGGGAAAAUGUUUUUUCUUGUAAAUAAAAAGCAGCAAAACUAC